AUGAGUCGAGCAGUUCCAGAUGGCAAGGGAUACAUCGACCCUGAGCACCUCGAAAUUGUGCAAAAUGACGUCUCUCAAGGGCGUCAGACGUUCUACCGCCCGCAGAACGACGCUGAAAAGCGGCUUGACAAACGUGUCAAUCUCAAGCUGGAUCUAAUCGUCGUCGCUCUUUUGGCGGUUGAGUUUAUUUUCUGCGGCAUCGAUAAGACGAACGUUGGUUUCGUAGCAACCAGCUCGUUUGUCAAGGACGCCCGGUUAUCUCCCGAUGACAUCCCAAACUCUCUUUCACUCUUCUCUGCUACAUAUGUUCCCCUUCAACCAUUCAUGGUGAUUUUGGCUCGGCGUGUCGGCGUUAAAUACUUUUUGGCAUUUCAGCUCAUCACGUGGGGUGGCCUUUGUAUGUGCCAUGCCGCCAUAAGAGGUAGGGGAACUCUCAUCGCUUUGCGACUUCUCAUCGGCGCGGCUGAAGCCGGCUUCACCCAAAUCGGCAUGUAUUACAUGUCCACACUCUAUCCCAAGUACGAUGUCGGAUUCAGAGUCGGCAUGUUCACCGGAAUGUAUUCUGUUGCAGGGGCAUUCGCUGGAAUCCUCGCCUAUGGCCUUCUCAAAGUUAAUUCUCCCAGCAUCCAUGGCUGGCAAGUUGUGUUCCUCCUCGAGGGCGGCAUCACGGUUCUUUUGGGCUUUUUAACCUUGUUUGUCUUACCCAAAAGCAUUUCCAGUGCUUGGUUUUUGACCCCCGAGGAAAAGGCGCAUGCAAUUCGACGCAUGGAAAUAGAUUUAGCUGGAACACAAGAAGAAGGCGAGAUCAACAGCACCGCCGUCGUCAAGCGAGACUUUAUCGAUGUUGCCAAGGAUUGGAAAAAGCUUAUGGUUAUCGUCUGCAACAUCACCACAGUACUGCCGGUUACAGCCUUCACGACCUUUCUGCCGUUAAUCGUGCAAGGAAUGGGAUAUUCUGGCAUCAAGGCCACCCUCAUGAGCGUUCCGCCGUUUGUUGUUGGAACUGUCGGUCUACUCAUCAUUGUCUGGUCCAGCGACUACUUCAAGGAGCGGUCUCUACAUACUGUUGGCGGCAUGUGUCUUGGCAUCGCCGGGUGUAUUGUCAUGGCUACCUCAACCAACACACAGCUUCGCUACGGGUUUGCUCACGUGUGUAUGGCCGGUGUGUUUGUCGGCGGUCCUCUGCUUGCUGUAUGGCUGGCAGGCAACACCCCGUGGAAAGGAACCAGAAGCGUAGUGAUGGGUGUGAAUGGGUGGUCCAACAUUGCUGGAGUUAUUGCUGGUCAGAUUUUCAAGAGUAAAUAUGCCCCUCGAUACGAGAUCCCUCUGAUUGUUACCAUGAUCAUCAUGGCUUGCGGCAUCUGCGGUCUCUUAUUCCUCAAGUAUAUGUACAGGCUAGAGAAUCGAAAAAGAGCCAGGGAAGUUGCAACGUGGGACGAAACUCAGUUUUCCGAAGAGGCAGUCUCUGAGGAAAGGAGGGGUGACCAACGGCGUACCUUCGUUUAUGGCUCAUAA
Messenger RNA from Colletotrichum truncatum, 1515 nucleotides. Its product is annotated as allantoate transport protein. Lineage: Eukaryota; Fungi; Ascomycota; Sordariomycetes; Glomerellales; Glomerellaceae. Gene Ontology annotation, biological process: transmembrane transport. The record is from RefSeq and is a predicted model, not a curated record. Gene Ontology annotation, molecular function: transmembrane transporter activity. Gene Ontology annotation, cellular component: membrane.